Messenger RNA from Acipenser ruthenus (sterlet), 1972 nucleotides. Its product is annotated as nucleolar protein 58-like. The coding region runs from base 206 to 1777 and encodes 523 amino acids. The record is from RefSeq and is a predicted model, not a curated record. Gene Ontology annotation, molecular function: snoRNA binding. Lineage: Eukaryota; Metazoa; Chordata; Actinopteri; Acipenseriformes; Acipenseridae. The transcript has 15 exons. Gene Ontology annotation, cellular component: small-subunit processome; box C/D methylation guide snoRNP complex.
GAAGUAGAGGUAAGACCCGCUCAAACGCUGGGUCCUCACGUGUUUGUACGCGUGUUUCAGGAGGGCUGUACAGCGCAAACUCAGAACGCUUCUCCUCGUGGACUGUGUGCAAGAGAGGUUGCAGCCGCAGGAGGACCCAUGGUUUUGUGAAGAAAAAACGUUUAUAUUGAUAUUUAGGAAUAAAGAAGUCAACAUAUCAUUGAAAAUGCUGGUGUUGUUCGAAACCGCUGCCGGCUAUGCUAUUUUCAAGGUCCUGGAUGAGAAGAAGCUCCAGGAGGUGGAUAGUUUAUGGAAGGAAUUCCAGACUCCAGAAAAAGCAAAUAAAAUUGUGAAACUCAAACACUUUGAGAAAUUCCAAGACACAACAGAAGCUCUGGCAGCGGCCACUGCAUUGGUGGAAGGAAAGAUUGGAAAGAGCCUGAAGAAGGUCUUGAAGAAAGUGGUUGCAAAGGAAGCACAUGAACAACUGGCCAUCAGUGAUGCUAAACUGGGAGGAGUAAUCAAAGAUAAGCUGAACCUGAGUUGCGUACACAAUACUGCUAUUGCAGAGCUGAUGAGGGGGAUUCGUAAUCAGAUGGAAUCCUUAAUCACUGGCCUGCCUCCCAGGGAGAUUAGUGCUAUGUCUCUUGGUUUAGCUCACAGCUUGUCCCGCUACAAACUGAAAUUCAGCCCUGAUAAAGUGGACACAAUGAUUGUGCAAGCUAUCUCCCUGCUUGAUGAUUUGGACAAAGAACUGAACAAUUACAUCAUGCGCUGCAGAGAGUGGUACGGGUGGCAUUUCCCUGAAAUUGGAAAAAUCAUCACAGACAACCUUGCCUAUUGCAAAAGUGUGAAGAAAAUAGGGGUCAGAACCAAUGUUGCCACCACAGAUCUUUCAGACAUUUUGCCUGAGGAGGUGGAGGGAGAGGUGAAAACGGCAGCAGAGAUUUCCAUGGGGACAGAAGUGUCAGAAGAGGAUAUUGGGAACAUUCUGCACUUGUGUGACCAGGUAAUUGAGAUCUCUGAAUACCGUGCGCAGCUUUAUGACUACCUGAAGAACAGAAUGAUGGCCAUAGCUCCAAAUCUUACUAUCAUGGUAGGAGAACUUGUUGGAGCUAGACUCAUUGCACACGCUGGAUCGCUCUUGAAUUUAGCAAAACACCCGGCUUCCACAGUUCAGAUCCUUGGAGCAGAGAAAGCUCUCUUCAGAGCAUUAAAGACAAAAAAGGACACUCCUAAGUAUGGUUUGAUCUACCAUGCAUCAUUAGUAGGACAGACGACACCAAAAAACAAGGGAAAGAUCUCCAGAAUGUUGGCUGCCAAGGCUUCCCUAGCAAUCCGAUACGAUGCCCUGGGUGAGGACACAAACACAGAUCUGGGAGUAGAGAGCAGAGCCAAGCUGGAGGUCAGGUUACGACAUCUAGAAGAGAAAGGGAUCAGAAGGAUAAGUGGAACAGGAAAAGCAAUGGCAAAAACGGAGAAGUACCAGCAUAAAAGUGAAGUGAAAACAUAUGACCCAUCUGGAGACUCCACGUUGCCCUCAGUUUCAAAGAAAAGAAAAUUAGAAGAGGAAGAGGAACCGACUGAGGUCAAAGUGAAGAAAAUGAAAAAGGAACGCAUGCCAGAAGAAGCGGUAGAGGAGGAGGAGGAGGAGGCAGAGGAGCCUCCAAAGAAAAAGAAGAAAAAGGAAAAGAAGCAUGAGCCGGCUGAGGAGGAAGAACCUGCUGCUGUAGAGGAAACCUCAGAGAAAAAGAAGAAAAAGAAAAAGAAGAAAGCAAAGGAAGAGGAGGAUGAAUAAAGCGGCAUUUCUGUUUAGUUUUGUUUUUGGCCAUACCCAGUGUCUUUGUCUAAUUUCCCUUAAACUUUAUACUGUUUUUAGUUUCAUAUACAUUAAGUAGUCGCUGCCAUAUGGUUUAUUAUAUGACCCUUGUAUUUAGGGCUGUCAUUUUAAUUUGUCCCCAUUUUGUACAGAUACAGAUCUUGCUGUAAAACA